Anas platyrhynchos (mallard) is the source of this 2474-nucleotide messenger RNA. Its product is annotated as methanethiol oxidase. Lineage: Eukaryota; Metazoa; Chordata; Aves; Anseriformes; Anatidae. Gene Ontology annotation, molecular function: selenium binding; protein binding. The record is from RefSeq and is a predicted model, not a curated record.
UCUCACAUGCGUCUGCUCCUGGAGAACUUGAAACGCUGCCCACAGCCAGGAGCUUUGGAGCACAACUGCUUCCCCCUUUGCUGUUAGAAAGCGUACAGGCUUUCUCUGUGCAAGGGCAGCUACUUGGGCACAAGGCACACAGAUAAAUACAUCUGGAAUAUAAAGAGGAGCAAGUGGAAAGGCAACCAGAGCCAGCUGCAGCUCCAGGUACAACUCUGCUACGUCGGGCAGUGCGCUCCAAAAGCUUCCUCCUCUGCUUCCCAGGAGGUGCAGCUUCUGCUUCACAAAAAUCCCGUCCAGGCGGCUGCACUUCCUGCUGUGCACACCGAGCACUUGGGAUCGCCUGGUCCAGCAUGGCAAAAUGUGGAGCAUGUGGUCCAGGAUAUGCAACUCCUCUGGAUGCCAUGAAAGGUCCCCGGGAGGAGAUCUUGUACCUGCCCUGCAUCUACCGAAACACUGGGAUAGAGAAGCCUGACUACCUGGCCACUGUGGAUGUUGACCCCAAGUCUCCCCACUACUGUCAGGUCAUCCACCGCCUGCCCAUGCCCAAUCUUAAAGAUGAGCUCCAUCAUUCAGGGUGGAACGCCUGUAGCAGCUGCUAUGGGGAUGCUUCAAAGAGAAGAAAUCGUCUCAUUCUACCAAGUCUGAUCUCGUCUCGCAUUUAUGUGGUGGAUGUGGGAACGGACCCGAAGGCUCCUAGAAUCCAUAAGGUUGUGGAACCAGUGGAGCUGUUCUGGAAGGGUAAUGUGGCUAAUCCUCACACCUCUCACUGUCUGGGCAAUGGUGACAUCUUAAUCAGCUGUUUGGGAGAUCCUUCUGGCAAUGGAAAAGGUGGCUUUCUUUUGCUCGAUGGAGAGACCUUUGAAGUGAAAGGAAACUGGGAGAAAGGGGAGAAGGUCCCCCCCUUUGGUUAUGACUUCUGGUAUCAGCCACGGCACAAUGUCCUGAUGAGCACUGAGUGGGGAGCCCCAAAAGUCUUGGCAAAUGGGUUUAACCCCGCUGAUGUAGAGAAAGGGCAUUAUGGCCGUCAUAUUAAUGUGUGGGACUGGAACUCUCAUACUUACAUUCAGAAAAUUGACUUGGGGAAGGACUCCAUUCCUCUGGAAAUCCGAUUCCUCCACAAUCCGGAUGCUGCAGAAGGGUUUGUUGGAUGUGCUCUGAAUAGUACAGUACAUCGGUUUUACAAGACGGAGAAAGGAAACUGGGCAGCAGAGAAGGUGAUUGAAGUACCCAGCAAGAAGGUGCAAGGAUGGCUUCUCCCUGACAUGCCUGGUCUUAUUACCGAUGUCCUCAUCUCACUGGAUGACAGGUUCCUGUAUUUCAGCAACUGGCUGCACGGAGACAUCCGUCAGUAUGAUAUCUCCAACACUCGCAAACCCAAGCUGGUGGGUCAGGUAUUUCUGGGAGGCAGUAUCAUAAAAGGUGGACCUGUAACUGUAGUGGAAGACAAGGAGCUGCAGUGUCAGCCAGAGCCAUUUGUGAUCAAAGGGAAGAGAGUGCAAGGUGGACCUCAGAUGAUUCAGCUUAGUUUGGAUGGGAAGAGAUUGUAUGUCACCAGCUCUCUCUACAGUGGAUGGGACAAGCAGUUCUACCCAGAUCUUGUCAAGGAAGGCUCUGUUAUGCUGCAGGUUGAUGUGGAUACUGAAAGAGGUGGAUUGAAAGUGAACAAAAACUUCCUAGUGGAUUUUGGGAAGGAGCCUGAUGGGCCUGUUCUAGCUCAUGAAAUUCGUUAUCCUGGAGGAGACAAUACCUCCGACAUCUGGAUUUAACUGUUGUAUGGAGCUUUUUUCUUUUUUUCUUUCUUUCUUUCUUUCUUUCUUUCUUUCUUUCUUUCUUUCUUUCUUUCUUUCUUUCUUUCUUUCUUUCUUUCUUUCUUUCUUUCUUUCUUUCUUUCUUUCUUUCUUUCUUUCUUUCUUUCUUUCUUUUUUUUUUCACCAUGUUUGUUUUGUUUGAUUGUUUCUCCCUCUCUCUCCUCCCUACCCCCACUUCUGAUUUUAUAUAGGUGAAUCAGUUCAGCCAGGACUUUGUCCGCUGUCUAAAUUUAGAAUUCCAUUAGGGUGAGCCACAGAAGCUCCAUUUUCUUCUCAUUCUCUGAGGCAGCCAAGUGAAUCUUUCUGAAACAUGAUAUACAUCUCAUUUAUUUCUCUAAUCUUUGCCUUAAGUCCUGUGUAAUCACUAUUGACUGCAGGUUUUGAGGCCAAGCACAUUGAUCUUUUAAGGAUUGUUUGCCAGGUGGUGGUGGUGAAGCUGUUAAGAAGUGUACAUUUCAUGGGCUUGUCCCAGAGCACAAGUGUCCUUUCCCUGCAAAGCUUAAUUUACUCAUAAAUUGAUCGGUGUUAUACAGCAGACACAGCAUAAAAAUAAUGCGUAUCUAAUCUGAAGCCAUGUGUUUCCAGAGCUGGGUUAUAUUUUAACAUCUAUGUAUGUAUGUGAUAUUAUAAAACAUCAGCAAUAAAAUUGUUCUUCGAGUCAGA